Sander lucioperca (pikeperch) is the source of this 4174-nucleotide messenger RNA. It is a transcript of the gene tmem145, whose product is annotated as transmembrane protein 145. The transcript is spliced from 15 exons. The coding region runs from base 211 to 1869 and encodes 552 amino acids. Gene Ontology annotation, biological process: response to pheromone; G protein-coupled receptor signaling pathway. The record is from RefSeq and is a predicted model, not a curated record. Lineage: Eukaryota; Metazoa; Chordata; Actinopteri; Perciformes; Percidae.
CGGGAGCGCGCACUCUGUACCCCCCUCCUCCUCCCAAACAGCCGCACAUCCAGCUUCAACUGCUGUAGGGGGCCACAUGCAUUGAAGGGACUAGCGUGAAGGCGCCCGGUUCUUCUCUGUGCUCGAGCCGUUUCACCGUGCGCGCUCCCGCUCAGAGACAGGCUUCGGGGAGACCGGAGAGCAGACCAGCGGCAGCGGGGAGAGAGAAAGAUGGAGGUGAGGGUCGGGGAGAGACUCCUGUGCCUGGCUGUGCUGUCCAGCGUCUUCUUCGUGGACUCAGUCCUCGGUAAAUACGUCAAAGGCAUCGUCAACACCAAAGAGGACUGGGUUUUCCUCACUCGUUUCUGCUUUCUGACCGACUUUGGACGUCUGGACUUCAGGUUCCGCUAUCCAAAGUCUCGCUGCUGUCAGAACAUAUUGCUCUACUUUGAUGACAGUUCUCAGUGGCCAGCUGUGUACAAGAGGCACGAAAAGAACUGCUACCAGAAGGAAGCGGUGCUGCGGCCCGAGAACAACCAGGUCAUCAACCUCACCACACGCUACACCUGGUCAGGCUGUGUGGUGGAGGGAGACGGGAAUGAGGAGGUUCUGAGCUGCGUGGGUGGCCGUAGUUUCCGCUCAGUGAGGGAGAGAUGGUGGUACAUCGCUCUCAGCAAGUGUGGGGGCGAUGGCUUGCAGCUAGAGUACGAGAUGAAACUGACCAAUGGCCAGUCUUUCUGGACGCAGCAUUUCUCUGCAGAUGAGUUCGGAAUCUUGGAGACGGACAUCACGUUCCUGGUCAUCUUCUCCUUGGUGUUCCUCCUCUCCUGCUACUUUGCUUACAAUCUGAAGGGAAGACAGCUUCUUCACACAACCUACAAAAUGUUUAUGACGGCGGCAGGUGUGGAGGUGCUCAGCCUGUUGUUCCAUUGUGUCUACUGGGGCCUGUAUGCUAGAGAUGGAGUUGGCAACGGCAGCCUGAAAAUACUUGGGAAAUUACUGUUCUCCGUCAGUUUCUUGGUGUUCCUUCUGAUGCUCAUAUUGUUGGGCAAAGGUUUCACUGUCACCAGAGCGAGGAUCAGUCACAGUGGGUCGGUUAAGCUGAGCAUCUACAUGACAGUCUACACAAUCACCUACGUCAUCCUCUUCAUCUAUGAGGCAGAGUUCUUUGACCCAGGUGAAGUGCUGUACGCCUAUGACAGCCCCGCAGGCUACGGACUGAUGGGCCUGCAGCUGCUGGCCUACGUGUGGUUCUGCUACGCCGUGCUGGUCUCUCUGAAACACUACCCUGAGAAACAGCCCUUCUACAUCCCUUUCUUCACCACGUACACACUAUGGUUUUUCGCAGUGCCUGUUAUGGCUUUGAUCGCCAACUUUGGGAUUCCUCGUUGGGCCCGGGAGAAGAUCGUCAACGGCAUUCAGCUCGGCAUCCACCUCUACGCUCACAUCGUGUUCCUUGUUAUCACAAGACCCUCGGCAGCCAAUAAGAACUUCCCAUAUCAUGUUCGGACAUCCCAGAUUGGGAUCCUGCUGUCCAGUCCGAAAGCAGGCGAGGGGGCAGAGAGUUUCCCCCAUCAUGCCUAUGGAAAUGGCUCCUUCCUGGGAGACUCUCAACCAAACUUUACUGAACUCUUCUCCAUCCAAUCAGACCCGGUAAAGACAGUCGAGGAGACAGUGGCCCGUAAAGGACCCGAGGUGCCAAGGAACAGCGAGCAGAAGAUCAUCACCACUGCUGCCGACUUGACGGCGAUAUUGCCCCCACCUCUGCCUCAGAUACCCCCACGCCUGGCCGCAUGCUCACCCUCGCUCCCGCCCCGACUCCCUUCCUUCACAGAGUAUUUCAGCAUGCAGAGCGGAGGAGGCGGAGGAGGGUUCGGAACGAAGGCAUGAGAUGGUACAGAGGGAGAGGGAGAAAGUCGUUGAAGGAACAGACAGAAUGACAAUACAAAGUAGAGUAAAAGUCAGAGUGGAAAUAAAGGUGUUGCUGUUUAAAGACGGCCAAAAAAAAGUUUGGAUGGACGCAGAAGAGAAAUCAUCAGAAAGGUGAAACGGUCCCUUUUCACCUGUGAAUGGAAAUAACCUGAAUGGAAGAGUGAGGGGGAAAUGGCUGAGAGAUAGGAGUGCUCAACUUGUUAAAGAAUAAAAAAGCAAUAAAAAUUUGAUGUUGACCAGUAAAUGGCACACAGGGAGAAAGACGACAAAGUGGAUGUAGCCAGAGCAAUAGGAUGAUAGCUGUGCACGAUGCGGAAAUGAACAAAAUUCUUGAAAUACUUCUAUUAAAAAAUUCAUGAGGCAUUGAGGAUGGUAUAUCUGGAGGAGUUUGUAAAUAGCAAAAACGGGAGAGAGCUACCACUCUAUAUAGUUUUAUUUCAAAAAAGGAAAUUUGUUGUCAUGGUUUUUUCCACAUCAUUAGAUUCCAGUUGGUGCUGUGACCAUCAGAAAAAUCUCAUGCCAUUACAUUUAUCCAAGUCAUGUAAAAAAAAAACAAGACUUUUUUUUUUAUGUUUGACACAUUUUGAUAAAGCAUAGAUAUUAUAUGGAGUUUAUUGGGUUAAUUUAUAUUCUUAUAUGCCUUCAUUGCAGCUGGUUAUUCUGGAUUGAUAUACUGAUGUGUUAAUGUAAAAUGUCACGUUUACUGUGGGCACUUCUAGGUACUCGUAAAACACGCAUGUUUGUAUCGUAUUUCCCGUCCAAAAAGCUGAUAUAUGUGACUCCACGUGACCAUACAAUAUUCGCUUAUUGUGUGUAUUGAAAUCUAUAGGUUUGUAAAUACAAACAAUAGGCUUUAGUAUAUUUUUAACUGGAUAAAUUAUGUUAAAUGUUAUUCCAAUCAAAACCUUGCGCUGUCUGAAACAUGAAACCAAUAAUAUACUCUGUCGGUUUUAGUUGAGUUUUCACCGGAGUGCAGAAUAUGCCUGCUCAAAAAAUGUCAUUUCUGUGUAUGUAGACGUUGGUGAAUGUACUGAUGCAAUACAGCACAAGGACAGGGAUGAUUUUCAAGUUACUGGAAUACUACAGUACACCUUUUGUCAAAUGUUCUUUACUCUCUUCUUGGCUUUCAGCUACAACACAUUCAUGAUUUUAGAGCAGGGGGCUGCCCUUUAUUGAAAUACGUAAGUAACUUAAUCCUCACCCCUGUCUAGUACCUGAAACAUGAAUAUUUGUUGGCUUUAUCUCACUUUAACGUUCAAACAGUGCAAAAAGUAAAACAAAUAUUCCUAGUUUUGGAUCCCCUAACAUUGAGCUAUGACAAAAAAAGCCUUGUAGAUUAACUGUUAAAACGGCAAUAGAGCUGUACAUUUUGUCUGUCCUGCAUGGAGCACUUUAAUGUUCCUGGUCUUAGUCUGUUUAUUUGUGAUGAUGUCACCUUAUAAGACUGCUUUAAAACCUGUAUUCACACCACUUUGAGUACUAUUCCAGAUGCAUACACCUGUAAAUAGUCUGAAAAUGUCAUCGACUGUCCGGACAUUUUUGGGGAGGUAUCAUGAUCCGUCAACGUAAUUUAACAUUGAAUUGCUGAAGUUGACAAGUCAUGUAAGAGUGUCACUUAAGCUGAGUUUACCACUACCUGCAAUUCAGAAAAAAUAUCUGUGAAAGUACACUAACAUUCAGUUUUAUCUUGACUGUUUUGUACUUGAUUCGUAAAAAUGGUGAUACUCAGCUUGUAGUCCACAUUUAUCAAUGAGAGUCUGUCUGCAAUGGAGUAUUGUAGGAUGUUAGGACUGUGGUGUGUAGCUUGUAAGAGUGUAGUCAGAGGUGUAACUUAGUGUGAAACAGAAUGAUACUUGAAUUAUAGUACUAGUAGUUCUUUCUGAUUUUGUCCAGUUUAUAUUUGGCAUGUCUGCCAUUUUGUCUGCCUUUGCCUAUUGUUAUGGUUGCCAUGACUUGACUGAACAGACAAUGGGUGACUUGACUAACAGACAGGCUUACUGAAACUGUAUCGCUGCUUCAACCUUGUGUAUAUUGACAUACAAUUACAGGACUGAGACACUUUGUGGAGAGAACUGGACAAAAAGAGAUUAUGUAUGCAUGACAGAAAACAGCACAGCUUUUAGGCUACUCGGAGCGAUCUGGUUAAGAGCACAUCACUGAAGCACUAUUCAAAUGCAUUUUAAUGGUGUCAAAUGAAAAUUCUAAAUACGCUGUACAUAUACACUUUUUGCCAAAAUAAAAAAAAAAAAAAGGUUUUAUUAGA